AUGCAAAGAGACUUGAACAUUCCUUCCCAUCUCCAAAGAAUGAAGUCGAAUGGCGAAGUUGAUGUAUAUGAUUUCGUUUCUGAACUCGGAGAAGGUGGUUUCGCUUCAGUUUUUCAUGUUCGCCGAGAAAGUGAUCACAAAUCAUUUGCAUUGAAAGUAAUACCACAUGAGGCUCUUCAAAAUGAGAACUUUAAAGCUAAACAUUUCGCAGAAAUCGAAAUUCAAUCAAAAAUGGAUCACAAAAACAUUGUUAAAUCAUAUGAUCACUUCAAAGAUGAGAACAAUACGUAUAUAUUGAUGGAAUUAUGCCUCAAAGGCAAUGUAAAAAAUUAUCUUUCGAGAAAAGGCGCAUUAUCUGAAAAAGAAGCGGCAAAGAUCAUCAAAUCUGUCUGUUCUGGCGUCAAAUACUGUCAUGAUCAUCAUAUUAUUCAUAGAGAUCUUAAAUUAGAUAAUUUUAUGAUUUCAGACGAUGGAGACAUCAAAAUCAUUGAUUUUGGUGUUUCAGAGAUAGUUAGUGAUAGCAAGAAAAAAGACUUCGUUUUUGCUGGUACUCCUAUGUACAUGGGACCAGAAGUUAUUGGCCUUCAUCAAUACGGCUACCAAGUUGAUAUAUGGGCCAUAGGAAUAUGCACGUUCGAAUUACUUACGGGACAUCCACCUUUCGAAGCAAAUAAUAUGAAAGAUAUGUCGAAAUUGAUUGUAUCAGGCGAAUUUCGUUUUCCACCGAACAUACAACUAUCUUUUGUAGCAAAAGAUUUUAUAGAAAGCGCAUUACAAGUAAAACCAAGCCUAAGACCGAAUAUUAGAGAAUUAUUAAAACAUCCGUUCCUACAGCUUGCAGAUAAAGAAGAAACUAAAGAAGUAAAGCAUCCAGCGCAUAUGGAUACAGCGCCUACUUAUGCCGUCCAGUCAUAUUUGAUUGACAAAAAAGGAAAUCUUGCUUAUUUGAUGUUGGAUGGCACUUGCGGAUCCAAUUUUACAGAUGGAACUCGUAUAAUUUUGGAUAUUAAUGAAGACUUCAUGCAAAUCUGGGCUUCAACUGAUGAAGUUCGUCCUGUUAUUGUUCCAAUGACAGCUGCUGAUAAAAAACAGGUACAAAUUUCAUUUAUAUUGAAGGCAGCAAAGGAAAUGAAGUCGAGAUGCGAAAUUCCAAAGCGAGAUAAGCUCAAUCCCAAGAAAUUACUUCCAAAUGUGAAAUAUUGGAAGAAGGACGGGGAUUGUAUACUAUUUAGAAUGGAUAAUAGAGUAGUUCAAACAAAUUUUGCUGGCGGAAAGGUCAUUUUCGUUGAUUUUACAAAUAAAUUAUAUUUACAUUUGCAAAAUCUUCAGGAUGGUAGUGUUUAUAUACCACUGGAAGCAGCAGAAAAGAAUCCACAGGAAAAAGAACUAUAUUCUGCUAUCAAAGAUAUUCUUAAUAAAUUGUUCAAAUAA
This is a messenger RNA of Trichomonas vaginalis G3, 1431 nucleotides long. RefSeq names its product regulation of centriole replication. NCBI's taxonomy places the organism in Eukaryota, Parabasalia, Trichomonadida, Trichomonadidae. The transcript has a single exon. Gene Ontology annotation, cellular component: centrosome; cytoplasm; spindle pole. The record is from RefSeq and is a predicted model, not a curated record. Gene Ontology annotation, molecular function: ATP binding; protein binding; protein kinase activity. Bases 1 to 1431 code for a protein of 476 amino acids. Gene Ontology annotation, biological process: protein phosphorylation; regulation of cytokinesis; mitotic cell cycle.